GGGUCUGGGGAACUCCUGUCUCUCUUUUCUCUCUGACUCAGCCAGGUGUGCACGCUCCUGUAGACCUGAGCCAUAAUGCUGAACGUAUCACUAGGUUACUUCAUAGCUGUGGUGGCCGUGUGCACCUUAGCCAGGUUUCUGGUUGUGCGACAGAGGAAACGAUGGCUAUUCCUGGUGGAAUUAACCGCGGCCUUCGGGCUCGCAGCCUGCAGACUGGAGGUGCAGACCAUUUCUGAGAUUGGCCAGUGGGCUGGAGGCCUGGGAGCAGAUGUUUCCCUCACCAUGCUUUUCUUAGCCAUAAUCGUCCAUGGUGUCAUCAUGCAAGGAGUCACUGGGAACCCCUCCAUGAGUUUAAUGGGGCUCCUGCAGAAAGAGGCUGGAGUGGUGUUCACCACUCUCAGCAUAGCCAGCCAGUUCACUGGGGCGCAUCUCGCCCUGCUAUUGGCCAGCUGGUACUGGAAGAUGGAGCUGAUAGACAUGCACAUGAUCAAGAACAUGAUGUUAGCUGAAUGCACUUCUUCGCUGAAUGCGUCUUUGAUACAGGGCACCAUUGUGGAGGUUGUGGGUGCGUUGGUUUAUUACCUGACCGUUCUAAGCCUGCGCCGCAGGUCACAGCUGCUUCAGAUUCCUCUUCUAGCCCUGCUGCUCACCUUCCUCUACUAUGUAGGGUCUGGCUACACCUCCGCUUACGUGAACCCAUCCCUAGCCUACGCACUGACCUUCACCUGUCCUGGACACACCUUUUUGGAGUACGCUGUGGUCUACUGGCUCGGACCUUUCUUUGGCAUGACCCUGGCCUUGUUCCUGUACAGGGGGAACAUUCCCCUGCUCUUCAACAAGAACCUGCUUUACUCCAAAAAGUCACGCUUUCGCUCUCCAAAAGCGAAAAACACUGAAGAGAAAAAAAAGUAGCCAAGACUAUCUCACCAUCUUCAACAGGCCUCAUCUUUACCACAGAUCAGAAGAUCAGAAGCAUCUUAUGCCAUGGUGUUUCUUUGUAAAGUUUAUUUAAAAGAGAAAAUUAACUGUAACAGGAUUUUUUUUUAUAAACUUUGCAAUAAAAAUUUAAUUUUUUAAA
This is a messenger RNA of Astyanax mexicanus (Mexican tetra), 1078 nucleotides long. It is a transcript of the gene aqp12, whose product is annotated as aquaporin 12. Gene Ontology annotation, cellular component: cytoplasm; membrane. The transcript has 3 exons. The record is from RefSeq and is a predicted model, not a curated record. Gene Ontology annotation, biological process: transmembrane transport. Lineage: Eukaryota; Metazoa; Chordata; Actinopteri; Characiformes; Acestrorhamphidae. Gene Ontology annotation, molecular function: channel activity. The coding region runs from base 76 to 912 and encodes 278 amino acids.